This is a messenger RNA of Cherax quadricarinatus, 432 nucleotides long. The record is from RefSeq and is a predicted model, not a curated record. NCBI's taxonomy places the organism in Eukaryota, Metazoa, Arthropoda, Malacostraca, Decapoda, Parastacidae.
AUGACGCCUGUGGCUUCAACUUUAUACCUGGCGGAGGGAGUAGAAGAAAAGGUGUCAGAGGGAGAGGGCCACGAGAGCAUCACAGUACAACCUUGGACCUCCAGAGUGCCAAAGAUGACCCAGCCUGACCUAGACUACAUUGCUCCUGAGGUGCAGACUGGAUCAACAUGCAGUGUGUUGAGUGACAUGUUCUCACUGGGAAUGUGCAUUUGUUCCAUCUUUAACUCCGGCAAGUCACUCAUUGAGGCCAACCACUCCAGCUCUGUCUACCACAAGCAACUGGAGGUGGUGGGAGAACAGGUGAACAAUGUGCUGCCCAAGGUACCGCUGGGUCUGCAGGAAGCAGUGGUAAGACUGGUCAGCAAGGACCAGCGCCAAAGACCAACCUCACAGCUGGUGGCACUUAUUAAGUACUUCAGAUUUGAUAGUUAA